AUGCCUCAGAACGAGUACAUCGAGGAGCACAUCAAACGACAUGGGCGGAGGUUAGAUCAUUUUGAACGCAAGCGGAAACGGGAGGCCCGCGCGGCUCACCGGGAUUCUGCCAUUGCUCAGAAAGCGUUCGGGCUGAAGGCGAAGAUAUUACAUGCCAAACGACAUGCAGAGAAGGUCCAACUGAAAAAGACGCUCAAGGCGCACGACGAGCGGAAUGUCAAGCAGGCCGACUCGGGGGCUGUGCCAGACGGUGCGCUGCCCACGUACCUGCUCGAUCGUGAAGGCCAGAAGGACGCCAAGGCGCUGUCGAGUGCGAUCAAGCAAAAGCGGAAGGACAAGGCUGCCAAAUACGCGGUCCCGCUGCCCAAGGUCCGGGGCAUUGCGGAGGACGAAAUGUUCAAGGUGAUGAAGACGGGGAAGAGCAAGAGCAAGGCGUGGAAGCGGAUGGUGACGAAAGCGACCUUUGUUGGCGAGGGCUUCACGCGGAAACCGGUCAAGAUGGAAAGGUUUAUUCGGCCGAUGGCUCUGCGGUACAAAAAGGCGAAUGUAACACAUCCCGACCUCAAAGCAACAUUCCAACUCCAAAUACUUGGCGUGAAGAAAAAUCCACAGUCACCCAUGUACACCCAACUCGGCGUCAUGACCAAGGGAACCGUCAUCGAGGUCAAUGUCUCCGAGUUGGGCAUGGUAACGACCGGUGGAAAGGUCGUGUUUGGCAAGUAUGCCCAAAUAACGAACAACCCCGAAAACGAUGGCUGCAUCAACGCUCUCCUCCUUGUAUAA
Molecule: messenger RNA, 783 nt
Organism: Mycena indigotica
Lineage: Eukaryota; Fungi; Basidiomycota; Agaricomycetes; Agaricales; Mycenaceae
Exons: 6
Coding region: 1-783 (260 amino acids)
Biological process (GO): maturation of LSU-rRNA; maturation of 5.8S rRNA
Cellular component (GO): nucleolus; preribosome, large subunit precursor
Source: RefSeq, a predicted model, not a curated record